CCCGGCAGCCCGUGCGGCCGUGCGGAGCGGGCCGGGCCGGGCCAUGGAGGGCCCCGGCGAGAGCGGCUCCGUGCGCGGAGAGCUCGCGCUGUGGGCGGCCCGCACGCCGCUGCACGAGGCCGCGCGGCGCGGCGAGGCGCGGCAGCUGCGGCGCCUGAUCGAGAGCGGCGCGUGCGUCAACGCGCUCACCUUCGACUCCAUCACGCCCCUGCACGAGGCCAGCCUGCGCGGGCAGGCCCAGUGCGUGCAGCUGCUGCUGGACGCGGGCGCGCAGGUGGACGCGCGGAACAUCGACGGCAGCACGCCGCUGUGCGACGCCUGCGCCUCGGGCAGCGUGGAGUGCGCGCGGCUGCUGCUCGCGCGCGGCGCCAGCGUCAACCCGCCGCUCUUCACCGCCUCGCCCCUGCACGAGGCCUGCAUGAACGGCAGCCCCGAGUGCGUGCGGCUGCUGAUCGAGCUGGGUGCCAACCUGGAGGCGCACGACUGCCACUUCGGCACGCCGCUGCACGUGGCCUGCGCGCGCCAGCACCUGGACUGCGCCAAGCUGCUGCUGCAGGCGGGAGCCAACGUGAACGCGGCCAAGCUGCACGAGACGGCGCUGCACCACGCGGCCAAGGUGAGGAACGUGGACCUGGUGGAGCUGCUGGUGGAGUUUGGGGGCAACAUCUACGCCCGGGACAACCGGGGCAAGAAACCCUCGGACUACACCUGGAGCAGCAGCCCCACGGCCAAGUGCUUCGAGUUCUACGAGAAGACGCCGCUGAGCCUGCUGCAGCUGUGCCGCGUGAGCGUGCGGAGGGCGGCCGGGCGCCGGGGGCUGCGCCAGCUGCCCAAGCUGCAGCUCCCGCCGCGCCUCAUCCAGUACCUGUCCUACGACUGACCCGGCCGGGAGCGCCCGAAUCCCGGGACAGAAACGGGAAUUCCCGGGAAAAACCCCGCAGUUCCCGGGAAAAACCCCGCAGUUCCCGGGAAAACCCCGCAGUUCCCGGGAAAACCCCGCGCGCUCGGAGUUCUCCUUCUCUCCCGCCUCCCCCCCCACAAAAUCCCCGUUUUAAUUUAAUUUCAGGCACUGCUGUAAAUAGGAUUUGUCGGGAAUUCCUCUUUCCUGUGACUUCUCGUGGAAUUUCCCGGGUGGAAUUUUGGCCUCUCCCUGCUUUUCCUGGAUUUCCUCUUUGGGAUCCAGCCGGGGGGGGGAGAAAUGGGAUAAGUGUGGGGUGGGAACCGUUCCAGCUGGGAAUUCCGUGCUCUGGAGCAGCUCUGAUCCCAUUUUGAUCCCAUUUUUCCCAUUUUGAGCCCAUUUUGAUCCCAUUUUUCUCCCAUUUUGAUCCCAUUUUUCCCCUGUUUUUCCCAUUUUUACCCCAUUUUCCCCUGCACAGACCCCUCUGAUCCCAAUUUUCCCGUUUUUAUCCCAUUUUUCCCUUUUGGAUGAUCCAGCCUGGAAUGACCCAGGAUCCCUUUCCCUGCUGGGGGCAAAUUAAUUCCCCUUCACUCAUUCAUUCCCUAAAUUAACGAUUCCCUAAAUUAGCAAUCCCCUAAAUGAAUUCCCUAAGUGAAUUCCCUAAAUUAAUCAGCUCAGGGCUAAUUAGAGGCACCGCAGCUCGUUCUUUUAGGGAAUUUUCAGGGUUUUCCAGGAGCAUCCAGAGGCUCUGGAUCAACACCAGGAAUGAGGAGAGGCCGGGCCGGGAUUGGCUGUGUCCCAUUCCCAAUCCCAAUCCCAAACCCAAACCCAUUCCCAUCCCAUUCCCAUCCCAAUCCCAGUCCCAGUCCCAGUCCCAUCUCAAUCCCAUUCCCAAUCCAGUUCCCAGUCCCAUUCCCAAUCCCAAUCCCAAACCCAUUCCCAUCCUAUUCCCAUUCCUAAUCCCAGUCCCAAUCCCAUUCCCAUCUCAAUCCCAUUCCCAAUCCCAAUCCCAAUCCCAUUCCCAUCCUAUUCCCAUUCCUAAUCCCAGUCCCAAUCCCAUUCCCAAUCCCAUUCCCAUCUCAAUCCCAUUCCCAAUCCAGUUCCCAGUCCCAUUCCCAAUCCCAUUCCUAAUCCCAGUCCCAUUCCCAGUCCCAUCCCAUUCCCAUCUCAAUCCCAUUCCCAAUCCCAUUCCCAAUCCCAUUCCCAAUCCCAUUCCCAAUCCCAUUCCCAAUCCCAUUCCCAAUCCCAUUCCCAAUCCCAUUCCCAAUCCCAUUCCCAAUCCCAUUCCCAGUCCUAAUCCCAUCCCAUUCCCAUUCCCAUCCCAUUCCCAGUCCCAUUCUCAAUCCCAUUCCUAAUCCCAGUCCCAAUCCCAUUCCCAGUCCCAUUCCCAUUUCAAUCCCAUUCCUAUUCCCAUUCCUUUCCCCCAUCCCAAUCCCAUCUCAGUCCCAUUCCCAAUCCCAAUCCCAUUCCCAAUCCUAUUCCCAGUCCCAUUCCCAGUCCCAUUCCCAUCUCAAUCCCAUUCCCAAUCCCAUUCCCAUUCCCAAUCCCAUCCCCAUUCCCAAUCCCAUUCCUUUCCCCAUCCCAAUCCCAUUCCCAAUCCCAUUCCCA
This is a messenger RNA of Passer domesticus (house sparrow), 2506 nucleotides long. RefSeq names its product ankyrin repeat and SOCS box containing 13 (gene ASB13). The transcript has 6 exons. Gene Ontology annotation, biological process: positive regulation of protein catabolic process; intracellular signal transduction; protein ubiquitination. Gene Ontology annotation, molecular function: protein binding. The coding region runs from base 44 to 880 and encodes 278 amino acids. Lineage: Eukaryota; Metazoa; Chordata; Aves; Passeriformes; Passeridae. The record is from RefSeq and is a predicted model, not a curated record.